Messenger RNA from Atta colombica, 5174 nucleotides. RefSeq names its product SLIT-ROBO Rho GTPase-activating protein 1-like. Gene Ontology annotation, biological process: signal transduction; negative regulation of cell migration. NCBI's taxonomy places the organism in Eukaryota, Metazoa, Arthropoda, Insecta, Hymenoptera, Formicidae. Gene Ontology annotation, cellular component: cytoplasm. The coding region runs from base 243 to 4205 and encodes 1320 amino acids. Gene Ontology annotation, molecular function: protein binding. The record is from RefSeq and is a predicted model, not a curated record. The transcript is spliced from 13 exons.
CGCGCGGCAAUAGAAAGAACGCGCAACUGGCAGCGUGCGCGCGUUAUGUAUGUAUUGCAUCGCGUAGUGUAGCGUCGCGUCAUAUUGUCGUAUAUAAGCUACGCAAGUGCGUGUGAGUGCGUACGGUGCACGCGAGCGGGCGCGUUUGGCCGUUUGCCCGUGAGAAAGAGAAAGAGAAAGAGAAAGCCCGAGGCCGAGGAAAUCAAGGUCCGCACAUUGUCGUCGCCGGCGCGCGCGGGAUCAUGGACGAAGAGGAGAUCGACGGCGUCAAGUCACCCAUCAAGCGGCUUGGUUCCACGCGGAAGCUACUCAUCUUUAACAAUAUACGGCUACAGCUAAACGAGCAACUGAGAUGUCUCGAUGUAAGGAUGGAAGCACAAGUCGCCCUUGUGGUCGAGCUCCAGGAUUUCUUCCGCAAAAGAGCGGAAUUGGAGCUGGAUUACAGCAAGUCUCUCGACAAGAUGGCUAGGAGCAUUCAGUUGAGGCAUAAGGAGCAGAAACAAAAGCGGGAACAAUGGCCCCUAUUCUCCAGCUAUGCCUGCUGGCAGCAACUCGUAAACGAGACCAAGUCUCUCAGCAGGGACCAUGCCGCCCUAUCUGAGGUCUACAGCACCCACCUCGUGGGCCGUCUCAAUCAGGUGAUGGAGGACGUGCAGCGAAUUUACAAGCGUUGUCGCGAGAUCGGCUAUGAGACGCACGAGGAAAUACUUCGAGUAUUGCACGAACUGCACACGACAAUGAAGACUUACCAAGCCUACCAGGCCGAGUCCAGACAGGCGGAGACGAAGCUUCGUGUCGCUGAGCAACAACGCAACAAACUCGAGGUAGCGAACGCAGACAGUCGUGAGAAACUUGCACGCAGCAAGAAAUACAAGCUCAUCGAGAAGGAAGUUAAUAAGAGGAAGAGCAAAUAUCAGGAGGCGAAAUUAAAGGCGCUCAAAGCAAGAAAUGAGUACAUCCUGUGCCUGGAGGCUUCAAACACGACAAUACACAAGUAUUUCGUCGAUGACCUAUCCGAUCUCAUUGACUGCAUGGAUUUUGGAUUCCACAAUUGCAUAGCAAGGGCAUUGUUGAUGCACUGUAGCGCGGAAGAAGGUAGACAGCGUUCCCUACAAUCUGGCGCUGAACAAUUAGCUGCGUUCGUUGGUGCACUCGAUUCCCGAGCAGAUAAACAGAGAUUUAUGGAAUCUCAUCACGCGGCCUUCAUGAUUCCCAAAAAGUUUGAAUUCCAAGGACAGCGUGGAGAUGAGACGCCCGAACCCGAAUUGCAAAAGAUGCUGCACUCUGAAAUGGAGCAAAGAUUGCAGCAAUUACAACAGAGAGUGACGUCGCUGCGAACUGAGUCAGAGGAAGUGUGGAAGACUUUGGAGACGGCGGAAGCGAGCCUGCUUGAAAUGUUGACCGCUAAAGAUUAUGAUUGCUCGAGAUAUUUCGGCGAGAAUGCCGUAUCUACGUCCAGACCGCCGGAGACGCUGCAAAUCAAGUUACGAGCUGAUAGACAAGAGACUGAAGAAUUCUACCUCACGAAAUUUAGAGAGUAUCUUCUUGGAACAUCGAGAAUAGCCAGGUUAGACGCGAAACAGGAGUAUAUCCGACAAAGCCUGCUGGAUGGCUCAAAUGCUAGCCCAAACCCCUCGAUCUCCACGACAAAGCAGAAGCAAGCACGCCGCAAACGAAUCGGUCGUCUGCAGAUGAACGGUCAACCGAAGCUGUUUGGCGGUUCGCUCGAGGAAUAUCUGGAGAGCACGAAUCAGGAGAUACCGCUGAUCAUGAAGAGCUGCAUCCGCGUGAUUAAUCUGUAUGGCUUGCACCAUCAGGGUAUCUUCCGUGUGUCGGGCUCGCAGGUAGAAAUCAACAAUUUCCGCGAGUGGUUCGAGCGUGGUGAGGAUCCACUUGCGGAUGUCACUGAUGCUUCAGACAUCAAUAGUGUCGCCGGGGUACUAAAGCUCUAUCUGAGGGAGUUGCGCGAGCCCCUCUUUCCUAUCAUCUAUUUCGAGCAUCUGAUGGAGUUGGCGCAACUCGAAUCGAAACAGGACUUUGUAAACAAAAUGAAGGAGAUGAUAGCGAGUCUGCCACGGCCAGUUGUAAUCGUCAUGCGAUAUCUUUUUGCCUUUCUCAACCACCUGUCGGAAUUCUCGGACGAGAACAUGAUGGAUCCGUACAACUUGGCUAUCUGCUUUGGUCCAACUUUGGUGCCCGUUCCGGAAGACAAGGAUCAGGUCCAAUAUCAGAAUCAAGUCAACGAGCUUAUCAAGAACAUCAUUACAUUUUGCGAGGAAAUCUUCCCAGAAGACAUCGGGGGCACUCAGUAUGAAAAAUACAUUAGCAGAGAACCUGACGACGUAGAUGUGGGAGAUUCACCGACGGAUCAAGUACAGGAAGACAUGGACUCGGAAGUUUACCCAUCCGAAGAUGAAUCAGAGAACCUCGAAGCUACGGCGCAGUUUGACUUCAAUGCAAGAUCAGAGAGAGAGCUGAGCUUCAAGAAGGGUGACACCUUGACGCUAUACACGCAGGUCAGCAAUGAUUGGUGGCGAGGCGCUCUAGCUGGCAGGGAGGGACUGAUUCCAGACAAAUAUAUUAUGCUCAAGAUAAAGGAUGAGGAGCGUGAGAAGGAACUUUUAAAAUCAUCCAGCGAGGAAUCUAUGCGUAGAAGAGCAUCUAGCUCAGCGGACAGCGUAUUGUCGAGCAAUAAUUCGCCGCUGAUGGGCCCGUCGGCGAAUCCGAGCACCUGGUCGUCUGGUGCAGCGUCCGACAUGUCAUCAUCCGCCACGACGAACAUAAUAACGGACAAUAGUAACGCCAGCGGUAUUAUUGCGUCCGUGGUGACGAAUGUGCCCUGCAUCUCGUCAUCGGCGCAGCCGAUCAUCAGUCGAGAGGCUGACAUCGUGAUUCCGUUGAGGCCAGUCAGAGCGUCUUCCCCUAUGGAAAACGAGAUGCAUUCGGAGCAGCAACAUAGGAACAACGCAGACAGCGUUCUCCAGAUCUCUCUGGAGAACAACGUUGACAACAUCGAUGGCGGUAGCGCGAACUGUGCUCAGCAGCAACGAGGCGGAAAUAGCAACGAGGAAGUCACAAGCGAGGAUCUGAGUAGCAAUGUGCUGACGGCAAUGUUGUCGCUGGACGGUAUCGUGACGAAACGCGGCGUUGGCCGAAAACAGCAGUAUUGGAAGUCGCAGAGCGUCGGCGAGAGCGUAAUGGCGCAGCAGCAUCAGCAGCAGCUGUUGCAGCUGUCGCACACAAACUCUCUGCCGACCUCGACAACGAUCGUCACAAUAGCGGCGAUGCCGACGACUACGACAACGAUGACAACAACAACGACGACAACAACAACGAUGACCAUCGUGACGCAGGACGACGAGUUACAUCAGGAGUCGCAGCAGCAGCAGCAGCAGACAACCAAUUUCUCAGUAAAUCGCGAGCUUUGGCAGCGUCGCGCCACCUCGCAGACGCAGUCGACUCCCAAGUCAUUGUCUUACUCCCGUACGUCUCAGGAGUUUCGCGAGAUGCGACAGAAACACACACCCGAUCUGGUGAUGGAUCUGCCGUUGUCGGCGCAGGACCCAGUUGGCAAAAAGUCUGCGUCGUCCAGCAGUCUAAGCAGUUCGGACGAGGAGACGACAAUGCCGUUGUCUCUGUUAGCGCCGCAACAACAGACGCCACCUACCCGAUCGGAGGCGGCCACGUCGCCAACCGGCGGUCCGGAGUCGCCAGACAUGAGUACCGCCGCUGAACGCUUUGCCAAGCAAAAUCAAUGCACUCUGAAGAAAAAUACGAAGACUGCGAAUUCGGAGAACGCCAUCGCCGCGACUGGCAAUAACAAGUUGAAGCGAAUUGAGACGGUGGAGCACGAUGGAACGGGUGUCGAUGCGGAGAACGACGAGAUCGUUCGAUCGACCAGUUCGAAUCAGAUCGUCGUUGACGGCGGCAGCAGCGGCGCCGAUGAUGGUGGCGGCGGCAGUAGCGGCGGAGGAAUGCUACUUAGAUCACCUCUACCACCACGCUCCACUCCUAAGAUCGUUGCCAAAUUCGCCGAUAUGCACCUGACCGGCGGCAGCCAGGUGGUCUCGUCGUUUAAGCCGCAGGUUAAGGUCAAGCCGACGAUCCUGCGCAAACCGGUGUUGCCGUUCCCGCAUCCGCACAUGAGUCCCGAACUUGCGCGUAAGAUCGAGAAACAAGCGCAGAGUGCAGAACAAGCCAAUUGAGAUUGUCAUUGUAAUAGACCCGAGCGGAGCUCUUCGAGGGAAGGCUCUCGCUAACCAUUCACGAUCAACGCGCGCUUGGCCGGCUUGGUGUUCUUCUGGACCGGAACACAGGCCGGCGAUUUAUCCGGCCUGUCUUCCGGUUUGCCUCUUUUGAGUUGCCAUCGAUGAAAGUGAUACCAAGUUGAUCGGCGAUAUCGCGUACAUUUUAAGGAGAUGCAUCUAGUAAAUCAAUUAAUGAUAAUAUGGCAUCAAUGUUAUAAUUUCUUACUACAGGAAACGUAACUAUUACGUAACUACAACGUGUGUAAUAUACAACGUUUACAUCGUUCACAUUCGUUGAGUGGAAAUUUAUAAUAUCGAUGCAAUGUCAUUGUUAGUGUUUACUGGAGCAAGUACAUCUCUCAGUCUGUAAGAUCCGCUCGAAUCGCGGUCGUUCUCGGACGAUGUUACUUGACAAUAACCGUUUUUCCUCUCGCACGCGUGAAUCAUCACCAUGGAGGAAACGCGAUAAUGAAACGGAAACCCGAGUCGUCGCUGCACCGUCAAAAACCGAUCAUAACCGUGUAUCGAGAUAAAUCCCGAGGUCUCGCUGAUUUCGGAGGCGUGUUGUAAAUUUAAAACGAUAUACGAAAACGCGACCACCCAUCGACCAGUUACUCCGCCCAGUCGCGAGGACUUGUAUCGUAUUAAUUAUUGUGCCCGAGAAGAAAGGAAUGUCGCCGCGGGAUAGCGACGCAGAAGCUAAAUUGAUGAUCGCGCGAUUGCGCUGGAUUUGGCCCGUGUUGGAGCCAAGAUCACGGUGCUAUCCUCGCGGAGGCGAGUUUAUUUUUUCUACAGAUGUUUUCCAUUUUCGCUAAUUUUUUUACCAAGUGAUCCGCACGAAGCGAUGUUUCUAGUCAUCGAGCGAAGAUAAGAAUAAGAGAAAAAAAAUAAAAUGAGAUAAAGAGAGAGAGAGAGAGAGAGAGAGAG